CAGAAGCCGCAGACAAACAAACCACCAGGCAAACGAGGGUGCGGGUUGUGUGUGUGUGUGCUUGUGUUGGUGUCCGUUCGUGCCAACGAGGAGCAAAGCUGCUCUGCUUUGUUGGAUGGGGAAGGAAAGGGGGGUGAGGGGAUCAUGGUUGGAAAGGGGGAUACCGUAACCGUGUCGCUGCUGGGGAAUGCACGGGUGUACGAAGGCGUGGAUGCAAGAGGAGGAGGUGUCGCCAUGACGAACACCGACAACAACACCACCACCACCACCACCACCCAGCCACCGCAAGUCAGCAUGAGCGGCAGACACAAGGACAGCAGAGGAAGCACAGGUGGCCUGUCACAGUGUCACACACCCAUGAGAACAGCGACAGGGACAGCACCACUGUUGAGCGGUGGCACUGGUAUCAGCAGUCAUGACAUGGCUCGCACCAACAGCAGCAGUGCGCAGCCAGCACUGUCGAUGGCGUCUGCUACAGUGAGGAUCGCGACAACUUUUCUGCCCGCACUGGACACGGCUCACAUCUGCUACCGACGACUGGAGAGCGGCGACCGCGCACAGCUGAAAGCCCUGCACGAUGUCCUGUUUCCCAUAUCCUACCCCGAUCGGUUCUUUGACAGUGCAGUGAUCCCCUACAGUGAGCUUGACGCGUUUGGUGCCUUCAGCCAUGAUGGCACUCUCCUGGGCUUCAUCGUCUUCAAAAUCACCCCAGCUUCAACCGUGGACAUUGAGGAUCAAGGCGUCGUGCAUGAUCCAGAACAGAAGUAUAGUUUGGUGUACAUCCUUACACUCGGUGUCAUACCGCGAUUCCAAUCCCACGGAAUAGGGUCGGCGCUGCUGGAACUGCUGCUGGCAUGCAACGUCGUCAGCAAGCGGUCAUGCAAGGCUGUCCUUCUUCACGUCCUCGCCUCAAACACGCGCGCCGUCGCCUUCUAUCAGCGGCACGGCUUUCGUCGCUAUCGAAUACUCGAGGACUACUACCAUAUUAACGGGGUGCCUGCCGCUGCGCUAAGCUGCGUUCGUUACAUUCACGGCGGUCGGCCAACCUCUGUGUUUGACCCAAUCUUCCUGAUGCUGGACGGUGUGUGGCAGUGGAUAUGCACGCGAACGACACAGGCACUGGUUGCAGCGUCGCGGCUUCUCACCUGACUCUGCCACACGACACGACACGACACACACAAACACAACAUAACCCAACACACUCACAUUCCCUCUAUUUAACUGACAUGAAGUGAAGUUAGAUGGCGAUGUGUUGAACUGAACAACGAGUAUUAACCAAUGAACUAGAAGCACAAGCGA
Molecule: messenger RNA, 1299 nt
Organism: Salpingoeca rosetta
Lineage: Eukaryota; Choanoflagellata; Craspedida; Salpingoecidae
Exons: 6
Coding region: 145-1149 (334 amino acids)
Biological process (GO): N-terminal peptidyl-methionine acetylation
Cellular component (GO): Golgi membrane
Molecular function (GO): protein-N-terminal amino-acid acetyltransferase activity; histone acetyltransferase activity
Source: RefSeq, a predicted model, not a curated record